Molecule: messenger RNA, 5325 nt
Organism: Cylas formicarius (sweet potato weevil)
Lineage: Eukaryota; Metazoa; Arthropoda; Insecta; Coleoptera; Brentidae
Product: zinc finger protein 142-like
Exons: 4
Coding region: 2338-3702 (454 amino acids)
Biological process (GO): regulation of transcription by RNA polymerase II
Cellular component (GO): nucleus
Molecular function (GO): zinc ion binding; DNA-binding transcription factor activity, RNA polymerase II-specific; RNA polymerase II transcription regulatory region sequence-specific DNA binding
Source: RefSeq, a predicted model, not a curated record
UAUUCGGCGGCUAACUUCUGAUAUGUUUUAAUGUCCUAGUUAGGUUACAAGGCCAAUUUUUAAUUUUGUUUAUUUUUAUGUUUACACUUUUCUUUUAUUUUAAAAUGGAGUUUAGUUAUACGAGCAGAAUUUAAUUUUUGACGAGAAACAUGGACCAACAAGCUCAACUGACCGUUUGUAGAUUGUGUUUAAAAGAUGUAGAAGCCAACACAUCUUGCUUACCAAUUACAAACAAUAGUCUUGUUUUACAAAAUUUGAAUCUUAUUUCAUUUGCUACUAUAAGAAAUCUGCAAUUAACAGAGGAACCAGUUUUGUGUGAAUUAUGUGAAGAGAAACUUAAAAAAUUAGCUUAUUUUAAAGAGAACGUUAUAACUAACGAAUUUAAAAUCCAAUGCCAUCAGAAACGAGAUAUAAAUUUUUUUCUGCAAACUUUAUCUUCUGACAUAGAUCAGAUAUGUCGCUUGUGUUUAAAAACUUCUGCAUACAAUUUUGACAAGACAUGGAAAGAUAACAAAAAGCUCUUUGUAAAGUGCAACAUUCACUUGAAUUUAAAUAUUUCUAAACCUUCAAAAAUGUGUGAAGAAUGUUACAAAAUGUUACAGGAGACUUAUUACUUUGUUUGCGACUCGAUUGAGAAGGAAAAAUUUAUAGUAUCCACAUACUCUUUAAAAAAGGAAACUCUAAUAGGGAAGGAUUUGUUAAAUAUUUUUAAUUCUUUGCAGAAGUUUGAUAAUAAUAAAGCAGCCGGCAGUGAGUCACCAGACACUUCUGAUGUUGUAGAAAACAAUAAUAAUGUCAAUGAUGAUGAAAAUCUGGACUCAACACUAAUUGACAAUAAACCUGAGGCAAUUCCAAUUAGUCAUAAUAAUAUAACUACAAAAGCAGCAACAGAAUUAGAAAGGUCAUGCAAUCAACCCUUGGCUGAACAGGAAACAUAUGAAAUGCCCAAACAGGCUAGUGCUGCAAUUGAUUUAAUUGUUGUUCAUGAGAAGAAUAUUACAGUCAUCAAUAAGUGUGAUGAUUCUUCAGAAAAAGCACCAGGUCUUGCUCUAUCCGAACAAAGUGGGGAGCAAUUAAUACAAAGAGUGGAAUCACCUGUAGAGCAACAGGAAAUUGGCUCUGCUACAAAGUGUGAUGAGGAAAAGGAAUCUGGGAUGGAACCACAAGAUUCCAAUAAAGAAAUUAAAAGUCUUGCACUUACUGACACUAAGCCAAAGAAUGAUUCAAAUAUAAUUAAAAAAGGAUUACACAAAACUACUGAGGUAAAAGGUGAUUCAAACUCAGUUAAGACAGAAGCAUCGGAGAGGAAUCAUGAAGAAAAGAAAUUAAAUGAGCUGGCCCCUGCUGAUACAGAAAAUAAUAAUAAACAGAAUGAUGACACAUCUGCUGCUGCAGUUGAUAACGAUAUUGAAAAAAAAAUGGAUCACAGUGUUGAUAAAACUGUGUUAAAGGCUUCGAAUGACCCUACACCAAAUGUUGCAGAAGUCAGCACUGCAAUUUCCUGUAAUGGUGACCCAAAACAAACUGAAAGUGGGAAAGGCAAAGAAUUUCAGGCAAAUAGGGACUGGUCAUUUUUAGAUGCUGCAUCUCAAGAUUUAACGAGUAUUUUCGGCGAAGUUUCAGAAUGUUCAGACAGUGUAAAUGACAUGUACAAAAUUACAGAAACAGUUGAUGUUGUGGAAAUAAAUGUUUCUACUACAAAUGGUAAGUCAGGAUUUAGUGGAAGGAACAAGUCUAUAUCCCCCUCAAGGCAGGAAUUGAUUGACUUGCUAGAGGAUAAUGUGAGCAUGGAUAUUCCUGUGAAUGACUCACAAGUGGCAACCCUAGAACAAGGGACAAAAGUGGGAGGUGAUGAAGAUAAAGACAAUUCAAAUGUAGAUAUUGAAGAUAAUAAAAUUAACGAAAACAAGGCUGGUUUGAAGAAGAAGGGAAUGCCUAAAAAGGGUAUCAAGUUGGAAGUUUAUCCAGAAAAAGAGGAAAUUAGGAAAGCAGUUGAACAAAGGGGCGAGAACAAUAAACCAAUAAAUAUAAGGGUUUCCCCAAGAAACAAAAACAUCAAAGCAGAAAAACAACACAAAUUGAAAAGGGGGAAAAAUAAAGAAAUAUCACCAGAGAUUAGAAAGAGUCCAAGAACCAAAGUCACUGAAGGAGUAUUGAAUCAGAAUAAGCAAUUAGACGCCAAAAGUAAAAUGUCACCAAAGGAUGAUGUUUUUCCUGACUCUGAGCCUUUAAAUUUCGUUCCAGGCAGGGGAAGACCCAAAAAAACUAUUAAUGCUGAAUUAAAAUUUGAUGACUCCUUUGACAGCGGCGUAGUGUCGGUUUACUGAUAGCGUGGUUAUGUCAGCUUCAAAUCCUAGAAAGAGAACGCGCAAAAGCGUGCGCGAAGCGGAACCAGCUCAAAAGAGAACCAGAACGAAAAUUGAAAGACCUGAUGUUGAAACGAAAGCUGCCCAGGAGGAAGAAUGUGGAAGCGUUUCGAAGGAAGUGUCGGCUGGUAUUGAUGCCCCUACGAGUAGCUUCGGCGCUGCGCCGAGAGAUGGCGCUGAUUGUCAGGUCGGCGAAGGCGAGAGCAAAGCCGACACAUCUGCACCUGUCGUUAACGGGUUGAGAAUUAUUCGCAGAACCAACAGAAGCAAUUCAGAGGCGGAGAAAAAGUGGCUAGAACUGAUAUCUGGAACCAGUAGCAAUAAUAGUGGCAGUACAAUCGAGGGCGCGGAAAAGAAGCAGAUCACAAAUACUAAAAUCAAAACUAGAAAGAGGAGGGCUCGCGAAUCGACGCCUAUCGUCGAGUUUCUAGGCGUGAACGCUGACGCGCCGCCCCCGAUGCCGCCUCCGGCCGCGGACGGCCCAAAAAAAUUCUACGAGAAAGCGCUGACGUGCGACCGCUGCCAGUAUAGGACCAAAUCGCGGGACAUGUUGACCCAACACCAGCUCAUCCACAAUCUGAUCGACAGCGUGAAAAAGUUUCGCUGCAAGAGUUGCUCGUUCCAAGCGAAGUCGCAGGAGCUGCUCGACCAGCACAAACUCACCCACCUGGACGUUAACACGACGUACAAGUGUGUGUAUUGCGAGUUCAAGGCAAAAAAGAAGGUUUCCCUGCUGCACCACAUCAUACGUCACGAGGACAAGCCUGUGGACAAGGAGUUCUUCUGCUGUUACAUAAACUGCGACGAGCCUACAGAGGCGUACGAGUGUUUGCAGUGCGAGUUCCAGUCGGCCGCUUGGGACACAUUGGUAUCGCACGUGGCCGACCACGAGGCUACCAACACGUGUAACCCGAACAUCGAGAUGUUCAAGUGCAGCUUUUGCUCGUACAAGACCAAGACGGAGGAGCUGCUGUCGCGCCACGAGGAGCUGCACAAGUUCCCUAAAUAUAUUAAGAAGUCGGACGAGAGCGACACACUGUUGAAGUGCGACAAGUGCGCGUUCGCGACGGUAAACAAGCGAAGCCUUCAGAAUCACUUUUCGAAGAAGCACGGCUCGAAAGACGAGAAGAAACCGAAACCGCAGAGCGACGAGUUGUUUUACUGCGCUCAGUGUCCUUACCUGACCGAUAGGAAACCGAACAUCACGCGUCACGUGCUCGUCCACAUGACGAAGAAGAACGUCGAGUUUUGGGAGUGUCCGCACUGCCCGUUCGAGACAAAGCACCGCAGGAGUUACAUCAGGCACAUGGUGUGCGUUCACAACGUCGUCGUGUAGCUUUGGAAAAUCGUGGACGUGACUGCAAACAGGCACUUUUACCCAAGCUCAACCUACAAUAUAUCCAAGACUACCAAUUCGCAAACUAAGCGUUUUUCGUGCGUUGGAAUUUAUCGCGUAUUUACAAAAUGCCCAGCAGCGAGACGAACAACUCCGAAGCUCGCCGGAUCGGCGCCGAAGGACGUGAAACGUCUCAUACGGUUAGCGUACGCGGAUAUAGAACUUACCAUUUUGUCUUAUUCAGCCAGGUUCAUUGGAAUGGGGCAACUCUGAAUGUCGACGUUUCCACCCAAGAAUACCAAUAAAACGAAUAAAAGAUAUUUUUUAGCAUUUUCUUAGUUAAUUAAAAAUAUUUUUUAUUCAGAUUAUACUUUUUAUCUUUUAAAAUCAAGGAUGGUUCGUUCCACCACGGACCAAAUGCCACUGGACAAGUUUUAAGGGAGUGGCACGAUUUGGCCUAUUAAGAUCUCACAAAGCGAUCGCCAUCGCGUAUAACGGAUGUUUUAUUUUUAAGCGAGCAGUGAUUAUAGAGGUUAAAUUCUAAAAAUUGAAGUUUAUAUUGGUAAUAUUGGUGCCUUACUGAACAAUGUUCAUAUACUUGUUACUCGACUUUAUAUUGCAAAUUUAUUAUUUAGGAAGGUAGUUAUAAAAACGUAUUUUUUUGUUUUAAAAACCAUAUAAUUUAAUUGUAUUCAAUCCCCAGAUUGAUUAAAUAUUUUAAAACUUUUUUUUAAAUUAACUUCAUGUUGAAGUCUGCUCAAGUUGCGCGAUCAAUGGAGAAUAAUUUGAAAAUUAUAUUUUUAUCCUCGCUUUUUUCCCGCAUUAUUUAUCGUCAUUAUUAUUGUAGUAUUAUUGAUUACUUGUUAUAAUCUUUGUCUAGUUAACGAUGUGCUAAUUUAAAAUUUUCGGAACUUACUCCAAAUCCCAUUCAAAUAUUGUGUGAUUAACUCUCAGAUUAACAAAAUAUGCAUUUCGUUUGUAUCGGUGGUGUUUGGGAUUAACGGAGGUUUACUGUAGGUAUUAGAAGUGUUAAUGAAUCUGUUAGAACCCAGGAUAUUUAAUCACAAGAGAAACCUAUAAUAUUGGCAACGAACAAUCGGGUCUCCCUUUUGGUUUAAUGCCUUUGGUUAUGAAUCAGUGCCUUUAUUGUAAAAUUUUAUUGCUAUAUCAAUUUUCUGUUAAUAUAUUUGUCGUGGCGGAUUUCGGCAAAGGUGUGGUUUUAAAGUUUAUAUAUUUUCGUAUUAUGAUAUUACAGGAGGGAUUGACUGGAGGACCAGUAAAUAGUCCCCUUGCUAAUGCGUUGCCGUCUAGGCUAUAAAAUGGCUUCCUUUUCGUUGCGUAUCGUUUUAGAACCGGCGUAAGUUUUUAUCGCCCGAGACCAUUUUUUUAUUAUGUAUCAGUAAUUAUCCUACUCCCGUCAGCAAAAACGAAAAAGGAGAUGUAUCAAACGGUGUACAUACACGUACAAGUUUAGCGUUAGGAUUAAUUUAUACGUUUAUUCCUUUUUUAAUGCAAAUAUUAUUUUGUGUUUGACAAUUAUGAAUAAAAUAUGUACCUGUCGAAUUUUUUUUUUGUUGCCGAUAAUUGGAUUGAUACUACGAGUAUGGGAUUAUUUUAAAAAAU